Babjeviella inositovora NRRL Y-12698 is the source of this 1259-nucleotide messenger RNA. RefSeq names its product iron-sulfur cluster assembly protein. The transcript has a single exon. The record is from RefSeq and is a predicted model, not a curated record. Bases 250 to 1119 code for a protein of 289 amino acids. Lineage: Eukaryota; Fungi; Ascomycota; Pichiomycetes; Serinales. Gene Ontology annotation, cellular component: cytosol. Gene Ontology annotation, biological process: iron-sulfur cluster assembly. Gene Ontology annotation, molecular function: 4 iron, 4 sulfur cluster binding; ATP binding; ATP-dependent FeS chaperone activity.
AAAAAAUCCAUAUCCUAAGGGCUGCCAAAUCUCACCCUCGGUUUCUUCGCCAACCAUCACGUGAAGAAUUCUGAGCCGCAGUGAUUAGUAAACUCUAUCUCCUGCACCGUAAAGUCCAUUAUUCAGCUACGGUUCACCCAAGCGCUGUCACACUGAUUUCCCCUUGUUCUUGGGUUUCAGCUCAUAUCCUUAUCUUUCUUGUCUUUAGCCGUCACAUCUAAGCAUUCCUUUGCAUAUACCACUUAUUCCAUGGCAGAAGCACCAACAGAGACUCCUAAGUCGCUUGCACAGAUCUCCCACAUCUUCUUGAUCCUAUCGGGGAAGGGUGGGGUGGGCAAAUCCUCCAUCACCACCCAGCUCGCGCUAUCCUUGGCCCUAAAGGGGUUCAAGGUUGGGGUCUUGGACAUUGACCUUACUGGCCCGUCCAUUCCCAGAUUUUUUGGAGUGGAAAACAGACAAGUCCACCAGUCGCUGAACGGGUGGAUCCCCGUUCACGUUGGUUUGGGUAGUAACUCCCCCAACGGUUCCCUAGCUGUGAUGUCGCUAGGUUUCUUGUUGAACGACAGAGGCAGCGCGGUUGUCUGGAGGGGUCCGAAGAAGACAGCCAUGAUCAGGCAGUUCAUUAACGACGUUCACUGGGGUCAAUUGGACUAUUUACUCAUUGACACUCCCCCUGGAACCUCUGACGAGCACAUUGCGAUUGCCGAAGAGUUACGGUUUGCCCAGCCUGAUGGUGCGGUUGUGGUGACUACCCCCCAGCAAGUGGCGGUGAAUGACGUGAAGAAGGAGUUGAAUUUCUGCAGAAAGGUGGGCUUCAAGGUCAUUGGAGUGGUUGAAAACAUGGCUGGGUUUGUGUGCCCUUACUGCGAUGACUGUACAGAUAUCUUCAGCCGCGGUGGCGGUGAAGCGAUGGCUGCUGAGUUUGGCGUUGAGUAUUUGGGCGACGUGCCCAUUGACCCGACCUUUGUCGAGUUGAUCGAGACCCAGGACAGCAAGGAGAACCGUGCGAGCGGUGAGACCUUGUUGAGUUUGUACGGCAAGUGCAAGAUGAAAGUGAAGUUUGCUCCGAUUGCCGAGAAGGUAUUGGCCAGUCAGGGCGAGUCGAGGCUUAAGUUUUAAGCAUGUAUAGGUUUUGAAGAUUUACGGUGUUUAUGUAGCCAAAUACGGUUGUGGCUAUAUUAGGGUUAGGUCUGUAUGGUUGAUAUAUCGGUAUCACUUUAAUGGCGAUGUGGUAUUAAUAACUGUUCACUGCAGUUAUG